AUGUGUGCGUUCUAUCUAGGUGCUGGGCAUAAUCCAAAUCGAUACACGGGCAAUAUAGAUGUUGCGAUAAUCGAUUUCGAUGGUGAACAAGCUGGUAAGUGCUUUCUCGAUGCUUUUCGAACUACAUCACCUGGAAAUCGGACUCUUCACUGGCGAUACAAGUAUCCGGAUGAGUAUGGCAAUAGUGUGAAUACGACUCAACAAUCUGUCAAUGAUGGAGAAGUGUGGGCCGUCGUAGUACUUCAACCAAAUACCACAUCAACUAUUAAUAAGUCUUUAUCUGCUCUGAUCAAUUCUACAACAUUGGUGACCUAUCCACUUGUUAACACAUUUCCUGUGCUUGUUAUCUAUGAUGAAGGACGAAAUCCAUUUACUCAAAAUAUUUUUGUAUUACCACCUAUUCGUGCAGCUAUUGCAACAGCCAACAAUCUGUAUAGUCAAACACUUCGUACAACAAUCAUUUCCAACUUAUCCUCCACAUCUAGCUCAAGUACUAAUCGAACAUUGCAAUUACAAAACACGUUACGUCUUCGAUCUCUCCUUGUCAAUCCACUCGCUAUAGAAUAUAAUAACCUUCAUCGGGCUCUUCCUUACGUAGGUCAAUUUGCUACAACUAUUGGCUACAUUUAUUUAUUUUUGGUUACGACAAUUAUGGUUGGGUCAACCAUUGGUAUCUUAAUGCCAUUCAUUGGUAAAAUUCAUUAUGUCGAUCUGAUCUUGUGUCACGUCUUGAAUAAGAUAUUUCAAUCGUUGAUGAUUUCUUUGAUCUAUUCUCUUAUUGUUCUUUGGCUAUUUCAUAUCACAUCGGCUCGUCAAUUUAUGCAAUAUUGGAUGUUCAAUUGGUUGAGUACAACGUUGUUGAGUAUUAUAGUAUCUUUUUUUCUAACCAAUUUUGGUGCAUUUGCCAAUAUUUUUCUUGUCAUUUGUGUUGUUAUUAUGGUUUCUGGUGCUACCAUCCAGAUAUCGCUUGAACUUUCAUCAUGUUUCUUUCGUUAUGGCUAUGGAAUACCUUUAUAUCAUGUAAUUAAUGGUGGUCGACAUCUUUUGUUUGGUUCAUAUUCACGUUUCGGCAUUAAUGUUGGAGUUUUAGUUAUUUAUCUUGGUAUGAUGAUCAUAUUUACCGUUUUGACUAUUAUCUUCUGGACUAAAAAACAUCAACAAGAAAUUCGAAAGAAAGAAAAUGAAACAAACAUGAACAAUACUAUAACUGACGAUAUUAUAACUAUUCGCUUGUGA
Rotaria sordida is the source of this 1236-nucleotide messenger RNA. The record is from the annotation of a GenBank genome assembly. Lineage: Eukaryota; Metazoa; Rotifera; Eurotatoria; Philodinida; Philodinidae.